Messenger RNA from Penicillium riverlandense, 576 nucleotides. RefSeq lists its product as uncharacterized. NCBI's taxonomy places the organism in Eukaryota, Fungi, Ascomycota, Eurotiomycetes, Eurotiales, Aspergillaceae. The record is from RefSeq and is a predicted model, not a curated record. The transcript is spliced from 2 exons. Bases 1 to 576 code for a protein of 191 amino acids.
AUGGUUCGAAUCACCGAUGCCAUUGCCAAAGACCACCGACUACUCGAAUCCUACUACGAGACAAUCCUCAGCGCCAAGGAUGCCGAUGAGCGGACUCGCUUCCAAAACCAGUUUACCUGGGAGCUAGCUCGACACUCGGUAGCCGAGGAGCUGGUGGUCUAUCCGGCGAUGGCGAAAUACCUGCGCAACGGCGAUCAGCCAGUCGACAAGGACCGGCAGGAACAUCAGACACUCAAAGAACGCCUCAAAGUUUUCCAGGACUUGAACUGCUCUGAUCCGCGUUUCGUUCCCACGAUCACCAUGCUGAUGGAUGACCUCUCCAAGCACAUCCACGACGAAGAGACCAUGGAUCUGGUCAAGCUAGAGGGAGCCAUCACAGAAGAGGAGAGCAAUCAGCUGGCCAAGUCGGUCCGCCGCACCAAAAUCUUUGUACCAUCCCGAGCACACCCCGAAGCACCGGACAGGCUGCCGUUCGAGACGGCAGUGGGGCUCCUGGUGGCUCCAUUCGACCACCUACUUGAUAUCUUGCGUAAGUGGCCGGAUGAUGUGUUCUAUCCAAAUCCGUCCAUGGAUUAG